Rana temporaria (common frog) is the source of this 5158-nucleotide messenger RNA. RefSeq names its product OS9 endoplasmic reticulum lectin (gene OS9). Gene Ontology annotation, cellular component: endoplasmic reticulum lumen. The transcript is spliced from 15 exons. Bases 65 to 2119 code for a protein of 684 amino acids. Gene Ontology annotation, biological process: retrograde protein transport, ER to cytosol; endoplasmic reticulum unfolded protein response. The record is from RefSeq and is a predicted model, not a curated record. NCBI's taxonomy places the organism in Eukaryota, Metazoa, Chordata, Amphibia, Anura, Ranidae.
GUGUAAAGAGGCGUUCUGUGGGAGUUUGGAGGAAGGUGCAUGUUGUUGAGCGAAGCGAGGGAAGAUGGCGGUUACCGGGGUAUGGGUUCAGGUGUGCCUGCUUCUGUGGGUGCUGUGUGGGUUCACAGCUGCGUCACUGGGGUUCCUGAACCUGGAGGAGCUGAUGGAGAUGAAGUACGGGAUAGAGAUCUUGUCCGAGCCGGUGAUAAGGGGACAGAGCAAAGCUGACAACAUUGUAACAAUUGCCUCAAAAUACAAGCAGAACUAUGAAUGUAAGCUCCCAGCAAUCGCUGUAAAAUUUCAGCAGGAGAAGGAGGAAGACACUCGGGCCUACUCUGGACUUGGAAUUUCUGAUCUCCUAAAACCUAUGGAAGCUGCACCAUGCCUAACCAAGACCAAAGACUGGUGGACAUAUGAGUUCUGCUAUGGAAAACAUUUACAGCAAUACCAUAUUGAAGAAUCUGAAGUAAAGGGAGACAUCUUGUACCUUGGGUACUAUCAGUCGGAAUUUGACUGGGACAAUGAAACUGCAAAGGCUUCUAAACAUCACAAACUAAAGCGCUACCACAGCCAGAUGUAUGUGAAUGGUUCUAGGUGUGAUCUGAAUGGAAAGUCCAGAGAGACAGAGGUUAGGUUCAUGUGUGAAGAAGGUUCUGGAGACUACAUUGCACGUGUGGAUGAGCCACAGUCUUGUACUUAUGUACUAACUAUACAUACCACUCGCAUCUGCAAUCAUCCAUUCUUGCGUCCUCCUUCUACAGGCACCCCACAGUCUAUAAGGUGCCAACCUGCACUCAGCCCUGAGCAGUAUGUUGAAUAUGUUAAAGCUCAAGUCUCUGACACAAAGCGCAUUGUGGAGGAAUUGUCAGAAGAAUUGAAAACCCUUGAUCUUAAUACAUUGCCAAACAAAGGCUCUGCCUCCUCGGAUCAUGAGAAGCCCCUAAAUAUAGCAGAAACAGCAGAGGAACAUCCACAAGAGGAGAGCGUUGAAGAUUCUGCAGUUGAAGAUUCUGCUGUUGAAGAUUCUGCUGCAGCUGAGAUUGAUGAAGGUGGUGCAAAGCUAGAGCAAGAAGAAGCAGAGAUCUGGAAUAAGAUAAGUCCGAGUCAAGAUGCCGAAACACAGAUGUCAGAUACUGAGCCCACGGAAGGAGUAUUUCCCAAUCACAAUAAUCCAACUGAAGGGGCACAAGGUACACACAAGACUCUCCGCUACAAAAUAAUAAGAAAUCCAGAAGACUUGAUGAAGUUUAUUGAAGAUUUAAAAAAACCUGAAAAGGAUGAAGACAAACUUUCCUCCGAGAGUAAAGAGGCACAGACUGAAACCGAAUCAAGUGCAGUUGAUGAGCUGAAAAAUGCGGAGGAUGAAGAUGAAAAGGCUCUAAUGCAGGAAUUUGAGAAAGAGUUGGAAAACUUCCUCCUUCCCAAGUCUGAUGUAUCCCAAAUUAAGGACAAUGUGAAAACGGAGAUGGCGAAGGAAUUUAACAACAUUAUCGAUGAGGCUCAAGAAGAGUUGGAAACCGAAGGUUUGAAGGGGGAGUUUGACAGAAAGCAAGCCACUAAAUCACUUGCCACCACAUUAAAUAAAUUAAUAGAUAAAUUGGACAAUGCUGCAGAGGAUAAGGGAGAAGAGACAGAGCCCGGGGAAAGCAAUGAAGUCACGACACAAGGAAACAAUGAGCCUGCUUCCAAAGCCCCAACUGAUGAUCAUUCGGAUGGCCGUGUAAAAGUCAGGGUUACUAAGAUACGGAGGGGCAGCUCUGAGCAUACCGAGAGGAGGUUGAAGGAAAUGAGCAGCGAAAACCCACAGAUGAAACUCAUUGAAAAUGUUGUAAAAGACCUGCUUGAAAAGGAAGGCCUGAAGGCACAAGGCAAAAUAGAGAUAAAAAUCCUAACUGGGGGUUUUGGAGAAGAUGAUGAUGGACACUGGCUUUCAGAGGAAGAUACAAAGAACCUAAAAGAGAUCUUUUUCAACUUACUGAUUCAUGGGACAGAAGAUGCACACAAAGAACAAAAGAGACAACAGCAGCUAGAAGAUAAUUAUCGCUUUGUCUGGAACCAAAACCAAGAUGACACAAAGAGCAACAGCGCUUCUACGGACUCUGAUGAUGUGGAUUUCUAACCUGAACUAUUAGGGAAUUCACCAGCACAGACCAGAUUGCCUGACUUUGCCCUGUGGACUCGAGCUUUGCAACAAAACUUUAAGGAAAAUGUGUUGCUUCUGGAACAAUGGGAGGGAUUGCAAGCCUUUAGAAGAAUAUACAGAGGCCUCAGUCUAGCUUGCAAUAGUUUAAAUCCAGCGUUGGAGGAUCUGCUGGCUGUGCCAAGCACAACCGGCAGAAUAAAAGCAAUGUUUCCUUCUCCCCCCUUUUUUUUAUUUAAUUUUUAUUUUUUCUCUUUCCUGAAAAAUGUAGUUUGGAAACUUCAUAGCUGUGACCACAGCCUCCUCACCCACCAAUAUGAGCAAAUACUACUUUGUUUUUAUUUUCCAAUCAGAAUGUCACAAUUGCUAUACUGCCAUUCAUGCUAACUGUGCAUAAAGCUGUACAUUCCCCUUCAAAGUACUUGCCUACAUGUGUUCCAAUGAUGGUCAUCAUGGUACACAGAAAUGCAGAAUUCACUUUUAUUAGGAAAGAUAUUGUGCUGAUAAUAAAACUGCUAACAAAAUGAAUGACAGGAAGAAUGUAAAUGUUGCUGUUGUAUAGCUCAGGAAUUCUAGCUUUGCUUUUUAAGUAUUGAGAAUUGAUAUAUGAACUAGCUUCAAACCUGGCAAAAAGUAGAUGCUAUAAUGGGGAGGCACACUAUGCUGUUUCAGCUUGAAAGCCAUUAGAAAAAUAAUUGUCACCUCACUGCCAUCUUUUCUGACCAAGAUAGGCUGCUUUAGAAAUGUUUUUUUUUUAACACCUCCUCCAUGAGGCUUCAUUCACAUUGCCGUAAAAAAAAUAGUUUUUAUGAAACUGAGUGCACGCGUGCUGUUUUCAAUAGAGACCUGCACUGCGUCCAGAUCUGUAACACAAAUACCAAAAUCCUGCACCUGGUGACAUACAUGUAUGCAGAUAUUGGGGGGGGGGCAUAAACUACAAUUUUACACAGGUAUCGCUGCUCAUUGUGCAAGAACUUUUUUCGUGCUAGAAAAAAUCAUGCGUAACGAGAUCAGUAAAAUGUUUACAGCAUGUGAAUGCAGCCUGAAACUGGAGAAGUCUUUGCUGUAUCUUUACUUUGGGAAAACGGGGGGGGGGGGGGGGGGCUCCUAAUAUCGGUUUCAUAUUGAGAAAGUAUAGUGGAAUUUCAGUGCGCAAAUAUUUUGGUAUGGUAGCAGAAUUUCUCCUAAAAUAUUUUUGGCCCACCUUUUUUUACAUGCUUGCUCUUCCAAUUUAAUGCAUUAAAGUAGUUGUAUAGGUUUUAAAAAAAAAAAAAAAAAAAAAUCUCUAUGCUUGCCUGCUCUGUGCAAAGGAAUUGCACAGAGCGCCCCUGAACCUCCUGUUCUUGGGUCCCCCCACUGGCACUCCUGGCUCCUCCUCUGUCCAGUGCCCCCACGGGAAGCUGCACUUUUGCAUGCUCACUCCCAAGCCCCUCUGCUGUGUCUGCUCCCUCAUUACUGGCUUUGCUUGACAGCAGCAGGUGCCAAUGGCUCCUGGUGCACCAGCAAAGUCGGUGAGACCAGGAAGUGAGGGGAGAGAAGAGCUGCAGACGUGCACAAUGCUGGAUCGAACGAAGGGCACAGGUAAGUAAAAGAGGACUGAGGGGGGGGGGGGGGGAUACUGAUGCCUAAACAUUUUUUUACUUAAUGCAAGGAAUGCAUUAAGGUAAAUGUUUAGGCUUUAGAACAUCCUUUAAAUGUAGAAAUGUGUAGAUCCAGUGCUUGUUAUAAGUUAUCUGCCUACUGGGAAUGUAAUGUUUUCAGUUAGCCCACUUUAGACUUGUUUUGUAAAAAGUAGAGAUGAACUAAGGAUCGGGCUGAACUCUGGCCUGAACCCAAAGGAAACUGAUGAUAGCAGACUAUCAGCCAUGUGGUCAUAUUACUGUAGGUCAAUGAUUACCCCAGCAUCCCCGCUCCCUUGUUACAUGUGGCUGCGGGGCAGGGAAAUCCACAGCCGCAGCUGAUGGGGCCAGUGGCCUACUAUCGUGGGCGAGUUCAGCCUGAACCUUGGCUCAUCUUUGAAAAGUAACAGUCAAACAUAACCGCCUUGUAGCGCUGCAAAGUAGGAAGAGCAGCCUGCAUAUGUCGUGAGAAAAUGACUGCCCCAUGUAUAUGUAUAUUAUGAAGACAAGGCUUUAAAACUAAGCUUUACAUCAUGCUGUAUUUUAAAUACUAUACAUUGCCUUGUAAAAAGGAAUCUGUUUUAAAACUUUUUAAAUGCAGACGCAAAAAUGACAAUCCUGCUUAAAUUAACAAAUCGUACCCAAUGUGUAAAUUGUUUCAAAUCUCAUGUCUAUAUAUUUACAAAUGCAUGUUUACCAUGGGCAAGCUAUAUCUGCCGUCUGCUCCCUGCUUAAUAUUGCUGCACAGUAAUCAUAAGAUCUGGCUAAAUGAUCUAAUCUUAGAUGUAGCAAGCCUUCUGUCUGCAUUGCUUGCUAUACAAAUAUCCUUUUAUAGGCUAAAUUUAUGAGUAAAGAAGAGACAAAGGUUAAACUGUUAACUCAAAACAUGUACUUGCUUUUAAUGCACCAAAGCUUCACUUCAAGUAAUAGAUCUCAAAACUGACGAACAUUUUAAAUCCAAUUAAAAGUUAGAAUUUUAGAAAUGUUUACAACCUGCUUUCCUUGCAAUGUGAUUGACUCAAUAUACUCCUAACAGACUUGAAGGAUAACUAAACUCCAGCACAAUUUUCUUUAUAUAUUACAGCUUACAGUCCUUGGAUGUGGUGGCUGCAUUAAUUUUCUCUUGGGGGGGGGGGGGGGUAUAAGCAUGUUUGUAAUCCAUAUAUGGAGAGCAGCCAAGGGCGACCACCAUGGUUUCCUCCAUAGAUCAGUGGAGGAGUGACGUAGCCACCCAGGGACAGGAAGUGUUAUUUGCAGGAUCACCAGGGGAAUAUAAAGCAAAAGAAGAUGGAUAAAGAAAAAAUAAACAAAUGCAGCCACUGCACAAAGGACUGGUAAGCUGCAAAAUUAUUACGUUUUUGGUUUAGAUGCAGAUUAGACUUAAAAGUGGAUGUAAACA